Molecule: messenger RNA, 801 nt
Organism: Lycium barbarum (goji berry)
Lineage: Eukaryota; Viridiplantae; Streptophyta; Magnoliopsida; Solanales; Solanaceae
Product: putative pectinesterase/pectinesterase inhibitor 26
Exons: 2
Coding region: 1-801 (266 amino acids)
Molecular function (GO): enzyme inhibitor activity
Source: RefSeq, a predicted model, not a curated record
AUGGAGAUUGACUCAGCCAGUAGUACUAUAUCAAAUUCUUCUGUUAAAGAUAGCCUCCUAGUGAAGCAGGAUCAAACAUCUCGAGCAAGAAAGAAGUUAAAAUUCAUCAUCAGUUUAAUCAUCAUUUUCACUCUCAUAAUCGGAACCAUAAUCAUGGUUUUCACCAUAAUGAAGAGAAACUUUGAUUUGAAGUCACCAGCCAAGAAUCAAGCCGUGGCAAUCAAGUCCAUCUGCUCAAUGACUCAGUAUCCAUCUACAUGUUUCAAAUCCUUAUCUCCUCUUUACAGAAACAAACCAUCAAUAUACAAAGUCAACGCAUCUCAAAUUAUGUUUUUUUCCCUUCACACAGUUAUAGACGAACUCAGUAAACUCUCUACACGUUUAUCAGAGUCAAAUGAUAAACACUGCGAACAUAUGUUCAACAAAUCUAUUCAUUACUUGAAUGGUUCGUUAACGACUUUGGAUGUUGAUUUAGGUAAUGAACAAAGCUUCGUUAUAUCGAAAAGCUUGAGAGAAUUAAAGGGUUGGCUAUACAGAGAAAGUCCAAAACUUGAGGUGUGUCUGAAUAAGUUGGUAUUCGUGUCUGAAUUAAGUUCUAAAAAAACAAGAAACAGCUUAAGGAUUCUGAUCAAUAUAGAGAGUGUUUAUGGGAUGUAUUAUCCAGUAAUUGGAAGCCAAAGUACGGUGGCUUCUUUUCUGUCAGAUGUAAUGUUUGUGGAUACCAUAUUGGUAGUGGUGAUGGUGGUUGCAAUGACAAAGAUGGUUAGUGGUGGUAGUGAGUUGUGGUGGGAUGGAGAGUAG